AUUUCGGAAUGCACUAAAGCCCUAAACCGGUAACCCCUUCCCCAAGUUCAGUCUCUAAAACCCCUUUUUCCUUUUUUCUACCCUCUUGUUCUCCAGAUUUUGAUUCCUCCUCUCCAUUUCCGUCAAAAGAAGUUUAGAAGAUGAAUCUGAACAAUGUCAAGGUUCCCAAGAUGCCUGGUGGGGGUGCUGCAUCUGCUUUAAUUAAAUUGGGUGUCAUUGCUGGGCUUGGUGUGUAUGGAGUUGCAAACAGUCUAUACAACGUUGAUGGAGGGCACCGAGCUGUCGUUUUCAACCGAAUUAUUGGUAUCAAAGAUAAGGUUUAUCCUGAAGGAACACACUUGAUGAUCCCAUGGUUUGAGAGGCCAAUCAUUUAUGAUGUUCGUGCACGACCACAUUUAGUGGAGAGCACUUCUGGUAGUCGCGACCUUCAAAUGGUAAACCGCCAUCCCUGCUGCUGCAAUUUACACAUGCACUCAAAUCCAUUUUGA
Messenger RNA from Olea europaea var. sylvestris, 488 nucleotides. RefSeq names its product prohibitin-1, mitochondrial-like. Gene Ontology annotation, cellular component: membrane; mitochondrion. The transcript has 3 exons. Bases 141 to 488 code for a protein of 115 amino acids. The record is from RefSeq and is a predicted model, not a curated record. NCBI's taxonomy places the organism in Eukaryota, Viridiplantae, Streptophyta, Magnoliopsida, Lamiales, Oleaceae. Gene Ontology annotation, biological process: mitochondrion organization.